UUUGAUACAGGUUAAAUGGCUCCGGAUAGAGAUGCUCCACCUGAAAACUCACAAGAAAACUCACAAGAAAGAGAUGCUCAAGAAAGAGAUGCCACAGAUACAAAUGCUCCACCUGAUACUGAAGCAAAAGAAGUUGCACGAGGCAUCACUAUUAUGAAGGGAAUCGUUCGACAUAGAGACCAAGGAUUAGUAUACCGUUUGGAUUGGAAUUCUGAUAAACAAGCAAUUGGUCCUAAUUCUGCAAAGUUGACCAGCUAUAUUGGUACACUUGUUCGUAUGCAUAUUCCGGUCUCCACAGCUAAAUGGAAUCUGAAAAGCGAAGAGUUGGAUGCGAAAAAAAAAGCGAUUUGGGACGAGCUUCAGAGGACUUUUGAGAUACCAGAUGAUCGUAAACGCUACAUACUUAGUUUGGCCGGCAAAAGAUAUAGAGGGUGGAAAGCCUUUUUGACAAACACCUAUCUUAAGGAUAAAGAUGGAAACUUUCUUGAAGAGGCACCGGGACGGCCAAAAAAGUAUGAGAUCUUCAUUGGUGAAAAAGAUUGGGCUGAGUUUGUAAAUCAAAGAGAUGAAGAUUUUCGGAAAAGGAGUGCCACGAAUAGUGUUUCUCUCCCUCGCUUACUCUCAUCUCACGCACAGCGGUGGCCGGAGAAAACCUUCCCUAUCUCCGAUCGUUUCGCCGCCGUUCCUUCUCCAGAAUCCUCUCGAGUCUCACACCAAACACUCAAAAACACGUCUCAAAUCGACAUGGGAAAACGAAACCUAAACAUGAAAUUGGUACAAUCAAGAACAAAAGGAGAAUCGAAGGAAUCAGGAUGCGACGAAGACGCUAAAAAGGCCGAAGUUUAA
Messenger RNA from Vicia villosa (hairy vetch), 846 nucleotides. RefSeq lists its product as uncharacterized. Bases 16 to 846 code for a protein of 276 amino acids. The transcript has 3 exons. The record is from RefSeq and is a predicted model, not a curated record. Lineage: Eukaryota; Viridiplantae; Streptophyta; Magnoliopsida; Fabales; Fabaceae.